Molecule: messenger RNA, 498 nt
Organism: Heterostelium album PN500
Lineage: Eukaryota; Evosea; Eumycetozoa; Acytosteliales; Acytosteliaceae
Exons: 2
Coding region: 1-498 (165 amino acids)
Molecular function (GO): glycosyltransferase activity
Source: RefSeq, a predicted model, not a curated record
AUGGAAAGCCAUAGAUCUUCAAACAACAACAAUAAUAAUAAUAAUAGUGGUGCUAUUGUCACCAAUAGAAAUAAAUAUAACGGUAGUAAUAAUAGUAACAAUAGUAGUGGCAAUAGUAGUAAUAAUAGUAAUGUUGGUAAAUCAAAACAACAACAAGAUCAAGAUAAACAAGAUCAGUUACAACAACAACAAUUAGCAUUAUAUAAAUUCUCAGAGUUACCAGCAUCGUAUUUCAUAUGUUUGAUCAUCAGAUUUCUUGUUGGAAUAUCAUCGACUGGCUAUAUACAUCCAGAUGAAUACUUUCAAUCACCAGAGAUUACAUCGACCUCUCUCUUUCACAUUAAAACAUUGAUACCAUGGGAAUUUGAUCCAUUGAAUCCAUGUAGAUCAAUUAUUAUACCGAUCAAUUGUAAAUGGUUAUACAUUAUUGAUAUUCCCAAGGUUUUUCGCAGUGUGUUCCUCAUUUUUAUUGGAUUACUAUACGAUUCUGAUAUGUAA